This is a messenger RNA of Penicillium daleae, 1554 nucleotides long. RefSeq names its product Zn(II)2Cys6 transcription factor. Gene Ontology annotation, molecular function: zinc ion binding; DNA-binding transcription activator activity, RNA polymerase II-specific. The record is from RefSeq and is a predicted model, not a curated record. Bases 1 to 1554 code for a protein of 517 amino acids. Gene Ontology annotation, biological process: regulation of transcription by RNA polymerase II. NCBI's taxonomy places the organism in Eukaryota, Fungi, Ascomycota, Eurotiomycetes, Eurotiales, Aspergillaceae. The transcript is spliced from 3 exons.
AUGUCAUCUACAGCAUUCUGGAAGACCACUAAUCGCUCUUCUGAUGAGCGAUUCGUGAACAUUUCCCACAGUACUCUCCACCAGAAGCGGGUAGAUCUUGUGCAUAACUUGCGUGAAGGUCCACGGCUGCGACGUCGACAUACCAAGUCUCGCAAUGGUUGUAUAGCCUGCAAGCAGCGCCGAAUCAAGUGCGACGAAGCAGUCCCAAAGUGUGGUAACUGCAUGAAGAGAGAAGGAAAUUGCGUUCGGUCAAACCCAGAAUCAUCUCGAGCCUCAAGUGCGUCUCCAUCAUCUCCACCAGUGACGCAAGGAAAGCACCCUCGGCGGAGAGAGAUCUCACCUCCGACAAGGCCCAGCUUAGAGGCAUUAUGUCUGGUGGAGGAGUGUGACUUCCAGAGAGAAUUGAUGCAUCAUUUCGUCACACAUACGGCCACUACCUUGGUCUUUACUCCAGAGCUCUGGCGAGGGCCGUUGCUGCGUUUAUCCCUUCAGGUUGACUACCUCCACAAUGCCAUUCUUCUGAUUGCUGCAACGCAUCGGUCUGUCCUCGCGACAUCCACAGACCGGCAACGGGGCCAGUAUCACAAUGCAGCGCGUAACUAUCUGGCCAAGACGUUGCAUGGUUAUCAAGAUGCCUUGUCCAAUCCCAUCUCAAGUACUCCUGGAGAUGCGCUCAUUGCCGUAUCGCUGUUGCUGUACCACUAUGCGUGGUCUAGCAUAGAUCAAGCGGCCGUUCCCCUCACCUUAUCAGAGUCGCCAGCCAUUUCUCGCGAGCUCGCAAGCGAAUUAGAUCUCUCAUCUGAUCCACUGAUGAAUCUGUCCGUCGGCCUACGCUAUUUGUUUUGGAAGACGGGUGCUCUUGCUACAGAUAGUGAGAGCCCUUUCCAUACCUAUGCACUUGAGAGGCCCCGGGUCCGCAUUGUCGAGGCCGUGCAACGACAGCAACAGCCGCACAACUCUUUAGGUCGUAUGGAAUCAUAUCUUCUGGGAGGAUACGACUCUCAUGGCUCAUCAAUUGUGGAGAGCACGGAUAGCUCCGAACCACAAGUGACUCCAGAUCGUGUUGUUGACGACCCGAUUGCCCUCGCGGCGUAUUCAGAGUCGGCCGGUCGACUGGCGCCUAUAUUGGCCCUGAUGUUCUCUUCCGUCGCCAUCCAGGACGAGCCAGUCAUUUCUAAUGGCACUAAUCAUGACCGUGGGCCUGCUGUCCGAAUCUCGGAUAUCAUUCGAUACCUCUUUUCCUAUCCUAUUCACUUCUGCCACACGUUCCGAUCACUUGUAGCCACCCACGCCCGACGAGCCCUGUUCCUCCUGUUGCACUUCUUCCGCGCGGUCCGUCGUCUCCUACCAGCAGACCGUUGCUGGUGGGCCCAGCGCCGAGCAAUGCUGUUAGAAAGUCAACUCGAAUGUAUUAUAAAGGUUGAAUCCGCCGUCCCAGAGCAGGGUGCAGUGGAGAGGCUUAGCUCUCUGGGACUCGAUGCCCAAGGCACCGAGUGUGUGUCGUAUCCGAUGCGCGAUUGGUUGAAUGGUGAGUGUAUCCAUGGCCAAUUCUAG